AUGCAAAAUCCCACAGCAAUAAUGAUGAAAGUACCGCCAAAUCCACCACCAAAACCAAGGAUGAAUCAGUUGCAGUACCGACACGGUCUUUCAAGAAGCAUUGCUGGUGGUGGCCAAUUACCUCCGCAGCCAGGAGAUAGUGAUACGGAUUCAGGUAUAUGCGCCGACUCGGACAAUCAAUUAUCACCACGGCAUAUCGAUUCAGGGUUUUUUGAUAAUAAAUCAAAAAAGCUACAACGUAAAUUUGAUAUGCCCGUGUAUCGCGAGUAUUUAACACCAAAAACUGCGUGGGGAGUGCACACAAAUUUAUCUGCACUCCCGUACCAAAAAUGUUUACCGGAAAGACUGCAAACGAACCGCAAUAGCCAAACAUCAAGGAACGGAAAACAACACCGAGUUCGAUUUGCAGAUCAGGUGUUAUCAAUGGAUGGUAGUUCCUUGUCCUCUUCAUCCGGCUUCGAUAAUAUCAACCUGGUAUCUGUUAAUAGUUGCGCUAAUUAUUCCGGCUGUUCUCUUCAUUAUCCGAGCAUGGAGACAGCGACACUGACAUCACCAGUGUCUUCGAAUAAUCCUGAUCUGGUACUACCCGCAGUCGUUAGCAGGAGCAACAGUGGUACCAUCAAUAAGCUUUCAGGCCAACAUCAUGCCAUCGACUACCAAUUCAACUUCGGUUACAGUAGCCACUUGCAGUCGAGUCAUGACGAGGACGAUCGAACUUUGCCGGGCUAUUCUGCGCCCAUGACAAGACUUAUACGUAAUGAUGACCAGUGCAUCACUCAUCCAAACGAACCAUCUUAUCGAAUAAUGCGACGUUUCCGUAAUCGUUCGGCAUCAUUACCGCGUGGUAUGCAUUGUGAAUCGUCGGCUCUAGAGAUGCGCCGUGGAUCCAUUGACUGGUGUUAUCCACCCCAAAGCUACUCAUCAUAUAAGCCAAAAGAUGAAGCUACCAUUAAUAAUUCUUACCUGAUGCGUAGCGUUGAUAAUCUUAGUGUUAUGGAGGGAGGUCAUGAUUCGGUUACGGAUGGCACGCGCUUGAGCAGCGGAUGUCGCCUUCCGGAUUUGUCGCUCGAUUGCACUGUGUAUGAUGGAGCUACUCAGCAGCAGCCUAUCUUUGAUAGACAAAGGAGGGUACGAAGAGUUAGCGGUCGUUCACAGAGUGUUGGUCGGGCGUAUUGCGCAUUCGAUUCUAAAAUGGCCAACAGCUAUAUGAAUAGCUGCGUUCCUUUAUUUCAUCGGUCACAUUUACCGACUGUUCGAGCCCAGUUAAUUGCUCUCGAUCACAGAGGCUUGCGAAUUGUCCUAAUUGAAAAGCUUCAGCCAGGUCCAUUCGGUUUUUAUAUCGCUACUGGAAUAUUUAACCAAAAACAUGGAAUCUUCGUUUCCCGAGUAUCAUUACCUUCAUUGACAUCGGUACUAUCGGUGGGUGAUGAGAUUAUCUAUGUGGAAGACGAACUGGUUAAAGGUGAAGAUCUAGAAUAUGUUCAGGCGUUAAUUGCUGGCAAGAGUAGUGUGAAGAUAGUUCUUUUACCGAUAGUCGGACCAGGUGCUUGUUGA
Brugia malayi is the source of this 1554-nucleotide messenger RNA. RefSeq lists its product as uncharacterized. Gene Ontology annotation, molecular function: protein binding. The transcript is spliced from 10 exons. Gene Ontology annotation, biological process: centrosome cycle. The record is from RefSeq and is a predicted model, not a curated record. The coding region runs from base 1 to 1554 and encodes 517 amino acids. Lineage: Eukaryota; Metazoa; Nematoda; Chromadorea; Rhabditida; Onchocercidae.